AUGCAACCACUUCACCAUAGAGUUGACAUCACUAGUGAUGAUGAACGGAAUUCGUCUCCGAGUGCAUCGGAACCAAUGAUUGAUCACUUCGAGGAUAAUGAUGAUGUCCACAUAGAGUCAAGCUGUAAUGAUAUAAUUUCAGAACAAGGAAUCUGCACAAAUGAUUCCACCACGAACAAUUGUAUGAAUUUGGAUAACAACGAUGAUUGUCAUGGCAACAUGUUCACGAAUAACAGACCUAUUAAUUUUAAUUUUCAAUCCCAUAUCUUGAACAAGAGCUCCCGAAUUACGGAUCCUCUUCAAGUCAUUUCCAAAGAAGAGCUAGAUACAACCGUUCAAUUAUUACACCGAUUAAACCAACAUCGAUAUUUACUGAAACAUUCAUUCUUACAGCCUCUCUUGGAAAUUGGAACUCUGGUGUUUCAGCCUUUGAGCGAUGAAGAAAAAAUCAAACGAAGAAAAGAACGAAGAAAGCAGGCUAAAAACAAGAGAAGAGAACAUGACGAAAAGAUUUUAUUGACCACUGAAAUGAAAAAACGAAAACAUAAAGAGCUAGAUAUCAUCAAAGAGCAGCUCGAUCAGAAAAUGGAACACGAACAUUUCAUGUUGAAGCAAACAGAGGAAGCGAUUUCAUUGGUAGAUAUUUCGGAAGAACCUUUGGAAAAAGUAAGAAAAACGAGUAGACGAUUGAAAAUGUUUUCCAAAGCUCCACCCCGAAGUCAAAUAGAGGAAUUAAAUUCAUCCUUGGUGAAUGAUACAGUCAAUACUGGAGAUUCUAGUUCCUCUUUGCCAGAGCAACAUGAGAGUCAUAGAUCUGAAAAUGUCAACAACACACAACACCAGCCACAAGGAGCAUUCACAGAGCCAUUGUUCACAAAAAGGUUGUGUUAUCAAUGUAAGAAGACAUUUGACCAUGUACAUUUCUUUUAUCACAGAAUGUGUCAAAGUUGUGGUGAUUUUAAUUACAAAGCAAGAAUUGAAACCUGUGAUCUUACUGGAAUGAUUGCCUUAAUUACUGGAGGAAGGGUAAAAAUUGGGUAUGAAACCUCACUGAAACUUUUAAGAAAUAAUGCUGCGUUAGUUAUUGUCACUACUCGUUUUCCAAAAGAUGCUGCCAAGAGAUAUAGUCAAGAACCCGAUUUUCACACUUUUAAAUCAAGACUUCAGAUCUAUGGGUUAGAUUUAAAACAUGUUCCAAGUGUGUAUGCUUUUACUGAUUUUCUAAAGCAAAAGCUUCCAAGGUUGGAUAUUAUUAUCAAUAAUGCCGCACAAACCAUCAGGAGACCAUGUGCUUACUACAGACAUGUUUGUAAUGAUGAGCUGAGAAUAAGUCUAGACGAUUUAAGCGAGGAUGUCAAGCAAAUUUUACCCACUGAUUUUCACAUGAGCAUGUCAUCCAUUCAACAUGCAGAUGCAGGCAUUCAGAUGCUGUUAUCACCAGUCAGUGACGAGCUAUAUGCUCUUCCAGAUCAGAAUGCAUCAGUCUCCAAUUCUCAAUCCUUCAACGACAAUCCUCACCAAAUCUCCAUCAACCAAAACACUUCACUUUCUACGAUUCCUAUAACCUCAUUGAAGGCCCUAAACGACCCUCACAAUAUUUCUACGAGCUCAAUUGUGUCGCAAAUCCCACUUCUUGAAGAAGAUCAUACGUACGAUAGAGAAGCAUUUCCAUACUCUGUACUGGACAUCAAUAAGAGUCAGGUCGAUUUGAGGAAAACAAACUCGUGGGUACAACAUCUUGAUGAUGUUCCAUUCUAUGAAUUUCUGGAAGUACAAACAAUCAAUGUGACCGCUCCUUUUAUUUUGACAUCACGCUUAAAAUCUCUCAUGACCAAAAUACCUCACACUGAUAAAUUUAUCAUUAAUGUAAGCAGCAUGGAAGGUCAAUUUUAUAGGAGAAGCAAGACCACAACGCAUCCACAUUUGAAUAUGGCAAAGGCCUCACUGAAUAUGAUGACACGAACAUCUGCCGCUGAUUACGCCAAAGAUAACAUUUACAUGGUUUCUGUGGACACUGGAUGGAAUAAUGACGAAUCUCCUUUGGACAUUGAAAAUGUCAAACGCACGUACUUUUGCCCUCUGGAUGAGAUUGACGGUGCUUCGCGUAUCCUCUAUCCCAUUGUUGCAUGUAAAAAGGAAGGAAAGAAAUAUUUUGGCGUUUUCUUAAAGAAUUAUGAACCUUACUAUUGGUGA
Messenger RNA from Naegleria lovaniensis, 2193 nucleotides. RefSeq lists its product as uncharacterized. NCBI's taxonomy places the organism in Eukaryota, Heterolobosea, Eutetramitea, Acrasida, Naegleriidae. The coding region runs from base 1 to 2193 and encodes 730 amino acids. The transcript has 3 exons. The record is from RefSeq and is a predicted model, not a curated record.